AUGAAAUUUUCUACUGUUGCUACUUUAUCUUUAGCUGCUACUUCCUUAGUAGCUGCUGUUGAUCAAAAUAAAGAAUAUACUACAACAAAGACUAUCACCACUAAAUAUAAUCAUGGUAAAGAUACUUAUGUUUAUACUACUACUUCUACUCAUACUACUCAUAAGUAUGGUAAAUUUAAUAAAACUAAAAAAUCAAAGGCUUCUACUUCCUCUGGUACUCAUAAAUAUGGUAGAUUCAACAAAACCAAGAAAUCUAAGGCUUCUACUUCUUCAGGUACCCAUAAGUACGGUAGAUUCAACAAGACUAAGAAAUCUAAGGCUUCCACUUCUUCAGGUACUCACAAGUAUGGUAGAUUCAACAAGACUAAGAAAUCUAAGGCUUCUACUUCUUCAGGUACCCAUAAGUACGGUAGAUUUAACAAAACCAAAAAAUCCAAGGCUUCUACUUCCUCUGGUACUCACAAGUAUGGUAAGUUUAACAAGACUAAGCAUCACUCUACUUUGAGUGGUCUACCACAAGUUAAGCAUGCCAAUGCCGCUGCUGGUUCUCCAAGCCAAGUUAACUCUUUCCAAUUGUUUGGUUUAACUGCUGUUUCUGCCUUUGUUACUGGUGCUUUAUUAUUAUUAUAA
Maudiozyma saulgeensis is the source of this 630-nucleotide messenger RNA. The record is from the annotation of a GenBank genome assembly. Lineage: Eukaryota; Fungi; Ascomycota; Saccharomycetes; Saccharomycetales; Saccharomycetaceae.